AUGACAAGUGCUGCAGCAAUGAUAAGCGGCAGCGGUGGUGGUGGUGGUGUGGAGGGAGGCACCGCUAUCCGGCCUAGCCUGAAGGAUUCUCGAGCGAGCCUCGUGCCGGAGCACGCCGGCAGCACUAGGCACAGCAGUACGCGAUCGCCCUCGUCCUCCUAUGUCUCGACGUCGCCGGCCCUUCCCAUGGCCGGUAUGAUGAUGCACGAGCCGGAGCGCAUCCGAAUGCGCGGUUCGGCUGCGGGCAACAACCGGCGGCGCGUCAAGGACUUCAACGACAGCAUAACUUGCACCCUCUGCAAUGGCUACCUGGUCGAGGCCACCAGCGUCAACGAUUGUUUGCAUGCAUUUUGCCGAUCGUGCAUCGUGAAAUACCUCGAGUGCAACAAGUACUGUCCCCGCUGCAAGUCGUACAACAGCAAACCGAUUACGGUCGCUAAUUUAAGGCCGGAUCGAACGCUGCGGGCACUCGUCUACAAGCUGGUGCCAGGGCUGCACAAAUCCGAAAACCAAAGAAUAAUACAGUUUUAUGCUUCGAUAUCGAGCAACAUCGUCCCAUCGGUGGAGGAGGACGAUCCGACCGGGCCGGGUACGUUCCAUCUGCUCGACGAUCAAAACUUCUUCUCCCCGGAUGAACCAAUCAGUCUGUCGCUGGAGUACCAUUACGAUACGGUGGCGGAGCACGGUGGCGCUGCGAGCGGGCAACUGCCCAUCACCUAUCUGCAGUGUCCGGCCGCCGUCACCGUGCACCAUCUGUACAAAUUUAUCCUCACGAAGAACGGGCUGCAGGUCGGCUCGGACAACAUUCGGGUGGAAAUUAUCUACGAGGAGGAGAUUCUGCCGCAUGACUUCACGCUGAUGGAUGUGGCGUACUGUUUCGACUACAAGCGGAUAGCACCGAUGCGGUUUUUCUAUCGCAUUCUCUUACACUCGACCGCAAAGUUGGCACCGACCGCGAGCGCAUACCACCGCGUCGAGGGACAGGACAAAAAUAGCACCAAGAGCGGUAACAGCGGCAGUCCCGACACCACUAGCGCUGCCAACCCUGGCAAGAGUUCUGCCGGCAGCGGCACCCCAACGGUGAGAACCACCCCAACUACGGCCGGUGUCACCGAUGGUCAGCGGCCGGGCAACACGAAAACCAAAGCGGCACAGGAAACCGGGGGCCAGGGCAAAACCCAACCGGCUGGUCGCGCCCCACGGGAAGAAACCGCUAAUAAUAGUGCCCCGAUGGCUGCUGUUAACGGUCAUCAUCGUGCGAAACCAUCGACGACGACGACAACUACGGCGACGAAGACGACCUCGAGUGAAGUGGUUCGGAGUGCUACCCAGUCAUCGUCACCGGUAGUCACCAGCACGAGUUCGAGCGGCCUUAAAAUGGUCCUCGUACCCAAAGGCAAACACGAAUCAAAUGCUGCUGGAACUGCUGAUGCGAAACGAAGUCCACCACCUCUCAAGGCCAUACAGUCAGCUUCCGCGCUGCCGCAGAAUGGUGGAGCCUCAGCCCCGAAGCAAUCAUCAAAAGAACCUCCAGCUAGCGGGAAAGAAGUAACGACACCGACGGUGGAUACGGAAAAAUCCCCAUCAAACUCCACCGCACUGAAAUGCUACGUUAAUUUGAAAACGCAAACCGUCGUUGGUGCACCGUCGUCCGGGGAAAAUUUCCCCUCGAAAGCCACCGGAUGCGAAUCCCCGAAACAACCUCCGGCAGAAAUCCCACGGUUAAAGAUUGAUUUAAAGGCGAAGCUAAGCAUUCCGCGCGAAAAGCAUCCUGGGUUGAGUCCGCCGAGCAGCAGCAACUCAUCGGCGGCGACAUCACCCUCAUCGGCCACCUCGGCGACGAGUUCGGCUGGCAAAAGUCCCGUCUGGCCCAUGGGGAAGGAGGAGUACGCGAAAACGAUCGGCCUGAAGCCGGUGUACGCGUCAAGCGUAGUGCCGGAGGUCAGCCUGGAUGAGUCCGCUACCCAUUCUUCCUCGCACCGGAAGCGCAAGAAGGGCAAACACUCGAAGGAAGCCGGUAGCAGUGGCAAGCGGCGGAAGUUGCACGCUGAAAUCUCAUCCCAGCAUGACGCAAGUCUCAAGAUGAAGGUUAAGCUGACGGAGAAACCACCCAAGCACGAACGGCUUAAGUCGUCGGGGAAUGAGGAGGAACCGGCACAGCCUAAAUCACCCCGAGUAGUGGUGCUGGAACCGGUCCCAAGCCCUCCGAAACCUCCGAAAGUGAUCGACAUCACAAAGGACGACGAUGAGGUGAAGUUCGUUGCUGAGCAGAAGCUGACCAAUGUGAAGAGUCCUCCCGUGCCAACAGCUGUUGUGCCGAAGGACGUUCCGGUGAGUGCUCCAGCGUCGUCAACUUCGACCACUUCGAAGGAAAAGUUGAACGAGAUGCGCAGCGUGCGUCACAAACCGAUGGUGUACAUCCCCAACCUGGACCGUAACCUCUCGGUGGAUAUGGCCGGCGUGGGUUCAUCCAUCAACUCACUGCUGGAGAGUGUUGGGGCGAAGACGCCACUGUUAAAGCCAACACCAGCCCUGAUACCUACCUCAACGGCAUCCUCCGGACUGGCGGGAAAAUCACAACCCCGUACACCGAUUCUAUCGCGCCCAAUGCCAUCCUGUCCACCGUUGGCCUAUCCGAUAGCCAGUUCACCGGUCACCAGUUCCACCACGGGAUCCAUCCGCACGAUGGCAGCUCCUCCAGCGAUUAAACGAUCAAUCAGCACGGACAGUGGUAAUGGGACUGCGGCAAAGGUGCCUCGCCUUGAACCACCGUCCCUUAUGCCUCCCGUUUCACUGCUACCUGCCAAACAACCGGCCCCAAUUCAAGCACCGAUGUUCAACUUCGCCAAAGGAGCUAAUCGUGCCAAGGCUGCCCAGCAGGCGGCGGGUAUGGCACCCACUCCACCCGAGCACAUUCCCUACCGCUCGCCGAUCAGUGCGUCCUACACCAAGGAGAUCCCGUCGACGAAGAAACCCAUCCCCAAUCUGCUGCUCCCACCGGCCACCGUUAGCGUUACGAAGAUGUCCGACAUAGUUUCGUCCACGCUGUCACCGUCCCCGCUGCACGAUAAUGGUCGUCCGGCUGUUGAGUUUCUGCGCAUACCUUCAACCGCACCCGUAGCCGAUAAGCCCAUGCUAGCGCCGUUCACUGCGCCCAAGGUGAGCACAAAAGCUACAAGACCUCCACCGGCUACAAUUCCACUGAUAAAGAUAAAAAAGCCCACGGUAGUGGGCGGUAGUGGCAACGAGUCAGCACAGGGUGGAGUUAUUCCGCCCAGCAUGACUCCACUGGCACCUCCAAUGCGCCCAAAGGUACCUGUUCGGUCGGUUUCCGAUCCGAUGGCCUGUAGUAACGCCAACAUCCUCGAUCUUUCCGGCGGAGGAGUGACGGGCAAUCGGCGGCUGUCUGAUGAUGUGAUCAUUCUGGAUCACAGCCCGGCAAAGAGUAUCUCCGACACGGCCAAUCGUUCGCGAGUGGUUGAUAGCAAUCGCGGCAAACCUUCCACCACCGCUCUUCACUUCUCACCGGUCAAACGUUCGCCAGAGAUGCUCAACUUCUCGGCACCUACGAGCACCUCGGCGCUCCUAUCGCAGGCUCUACCUCCGGUUCAGAAGACACUUGCUCCACUGCCCAAGCUGACGGAGAUCAAUCGCCAUCGGAGUGUAACGGUGCGUCAGCCAAAUGCCUCCAUACGGAACAUUCCCAACCCAUCGGCGUUGGCUUUUCGAGGCACCCAGUCUAGUGUUGCUACGACCAUUUCUAACUCUCCCUCCUCCACUACCAUGGGGAUGCUAAUGGCAGGGUUUACUUCUUCGUCGCCUACCCAGCAAAGUAACGGCAGUUUGACAGCUAGUAACCGUUCCAACGGUAACGCCAUCGGCACAACGAUGACAUCUUCAUCGACAACAAUCAAAACCAACACCGCGUCGCUUAGCAACGGAUCAGCAAGACAGCAGCAGCUUACACCAAUGAUGGGCAUCACCUCGGGCAUGAAGGGUACCUCCACCAAUGGUAACACCGAUCCGAAACCCCCACACAAUGGCAACACCACUCACAACAACAACAACAACAACAACAACAGCAAAAUUGCCAACGCCAACACGGGUCUUCUGGCCGCCAAGAAGAAGAUCGAAACGGUAGCGGCCGUAUUGAAGGCAGCCGCUGCCACAGCCGACACAACAUCCCAGCGCCACAGCACAGCGUCAACAACCACGAAAUCUGCAACCUCGGCGUCAAGCACCGGUGGAAUGGUCGCGAGAGAUGAACCGAAAGGAAAGCUACAAAGGGAAGACACCACGGCACAUCCAUCCGUAACGGCCGCCUCCAGCACAACGUCCGCGGGCAGUGGUGAUUCGUUGCCCAUGGUAACGGUGUCUGCCGUAAACCGUGUCAUCAACAACAAAACCCACGCGGAUAGUAUCGUUACGAGCGUUACGACAGCAUCCAUUGCGAGCGUUACGGGUACAAGCUCGAGAAACAGCCCGGCAAGUAUAGUGAACGUGGGGUAAGACGAUUGCGUUAUCUGAUAACGUUGAAUGUUGUGGGGAAGGCGUUUAUUUCUUAGCGCUAAUUAACUUAUACCACCCUGCUCCCUGUUUUGCAAAACAAAAAAUGUUUUGCUUGGCAACCAACAUACAUAGCAGGCGUUGCGUUUUGUUCGCGUACUUUUGUCGUCUGCCUUCACAUAAUAUUGACACUUUCGCGUAGACACUUUCGUCACGGCCAGUAUCGAUUUUACAUACCAAUAAUAAACACAUUUCCCUUAUAGUUCCUUCCGUAUUGCGAACGAUUUCAAUAAGCAUGACAGUAAAACCAUUUCUUUACACUUUGUCCAGGACCAGGCCACGUAUAUUAGUGUUGUAGUGUAGGGUUGUAGUAGCGCGACACACAGGAUCUUUAUUUCGUACGCAAAACGUGUGUUAAGGGGGAACUCGUUUUGGAAAAGAUAAUUCCACUUUUAUGGGUACAAGUGCGCAUGUAUUUAUAGCGCUAUAAGACACAGGAUUACGUGUGUCUCUCCGUGAGUUCGUAGCGUGUGUUUAGGUGUAGGGAGUAAAUUCAUUUAAAAUGAUACGUAAACCGGUACGUGCAGCAGUAAAUUGUUUUGCAAAGCGCCAGCUAAAAUGUGCACAACAAAUGCAUAGCAAAAAAAAAGAAAAUAACAACCCUUGUUAACAUUGUGUCCGAUGCGAUAGUUCCGCGACGAGUACAACUCACAACGGGAAGAAAGCAAGGGAAAGAUGCGCGUACCUAAGGAUAGCGAACGGGGGGAAAAGCCAGCCCGUGUGUGUAGGUGUUUAAUUUCCCUGAAGGUAGUUUGUAGCCAGCGGCAUUAAGCGACAAACUGUGCUUCGUGGGGGCGAUGGCACACUUCACGGUGAUGCUGCAUACGCCUGCAUACGUGUAAAUAGACGAUGGCGUUCGUUUGGCCGGACCGAAACCCGAAGCAUAAUAAACAAACCGUGGGAGCUUAAAGGGAGCAUCGUAAAGCGGGCGUGCGAGAAAGUAUCGCGAAUAAAAAGCACCCGCGUGCAGUCCACGUUUCUAGGCGCCCCGUACCCGAUGAAUGCUUGUUUUUCUUCUGUCUUUACUUUCUGCCCUUCGGUGCAACAUUUCGUUCAUGGCGGGCAACUUCGGUGGAAUAUCCAAACGCGCUUUGCGUUAAUUACCAUAUUCAGCAGAUGGUGUGGAAAUGGAAAAGUUUAUAAAACUAACUUAUAAAACAAAUACAAACUGGUAGAGAGUGAAUAAAUGUAGUAGAACAUAGAAGUAGUAAAAGAAAAACAAGUGUAAAUAGACCAAAAGACGAACGGUGAAUGUAUCGAUGAGAACAUAAAACAACACAAAGCAAAUGAUAUUCCAUGUGACAUAAAAAGGAGAAGCAGCAAAGAUCAAGCCCCGGCACCCGGCCAGUUAAGCACAGCAGUUUGAUGAACUUUAAAGUAAAACCACAUGCCAUCGGCGUUCGGUUUUUGUUCGCUUCAUCCACUCCGUGAACAGUUUGAAGCUACCAUCAUCAUGGCGCGAUACAAUCACGGUGCGGCCGAAGAUGCGUGGCAUAUUGAAAGAAGCGGCAGACGGGAAAGAUAGAUUGAUAAUUGAAGCAAAUGGAAAAAUUAUUAACCCGCGUCGCGUCUCCUUCCAUCGCCUGUCCUCCCUUGCCCAAUCCCAUAAAAAUCGUCAUCUCGUUGAGUGAUAUGCUGGUAAAAGGGUGACGGGAUGGGACGAAAAUUUCAUUUACUGGUACGGAGAAUUCUUCAUACGCGUACACCAGCAUGCAGAUUGAACCGGGUCACAAACACACAUUACCAGGGCAAAAUAAAAAAAACCGUUUUUCGGUGGCUGGGAAAAGCAAUCACUUCUUCAGCGGAAGAGAGAAUGACGAUCGCUGCUUUUUUUAUUUUGUCGAACUCGAUCCGAUUAUCGCUGCAGGCUGGCGGAGAGUUCGUGGGAAUUGAAGCUAGGAAUCGUUGGAAUUGGCUAUGAAAUUAAUUUUACACCUCGCCAAUGCAUGAUUUAUUGGAAAUUGAGCAUCAAUUAGGAAACAAUGCUUCGUGUUUCUUUGGCUGGACAGCCAACCGAGAUGGGACGCAACAUUACCAUUGCGCCAUUAUGUUUGGUUGGAAAUGUUUUAUUGUAUUAACGUAAAAAUUGUUUUUCCCUAAAAUAAGUUAUUCAACGUUUGUUUAAUUUAUUAAAAACUAGUUUAAUCAUGAGGUAAAAGGGGCUGUAUGUAAAAAAAAAAAAACAGUGGUUUACAGUAAGCUUUUGUUGGUUUUGUAUAAUUUAAUUGUUUAAGAAAAAAUAUAAACAUUUAUUUCGGGGGCAAUUAAUCAUAAGAAUAUAAAAGAUAUUCAUUAAACUAUUAUGCAUAUGAAAAAAAACAACAAAGGAGGCUAGUGUGCUUGUAUUUUAGUGCAAUACGUAGUAGAAAGGAAAUAAUGACAGUUCAAACAGUAGAGCGUCAAACACAUGACUAUGAGAUCGAGCGCUAAAGGAAAACACUGAUAUUAUGAUAUCCGCUCAGGGUAGGUGAUGGAACCAUCAGUAGCUGGCCAGCAUAUUCAUCGAAAGCAAAGCAGAAUUGAUGUGCAAACACUCGAAGGGGUUUAAAGUAGGAAAGAAAAAAAUAGAAAAAGGUCUAGUAAUAGAAGAAACAAUGUGUACAAUGGUAAGCGAAGUGUAAGUGUAAGAAAGAUAAGGAAAAUGAGUUGGAAAAUGAUUAAAUAUGACAUCAAUUACAAUGGAGCAAACAAAAGUGUAACCAGACAAACAAGCCCCAAUGUGCACAUGUAACAAUGCAUACAGUAGUUACAAACGGUACGUCCCGCUGUAAUAUGUAACCAAACCACAAACACACAUGUACAACGUCUGUACCGGAGGACACGGUACACGUUUCCUGCCCCCUGACCAUCCCCACGUACAUACAUAUGAAUAAUAAACAUCAAAAGGAAAA
Molecule: messenger RNA, 7457 nt
Organism: Anopheles moucheti
Lineage: Eukaryota; Metazoa; Arthropoda; Insecta; Diptera; Culicidae
Gene: Su(z)2
Product: mucin-5AC
Exons: 5
Coding region: 1-4509 (1502 amino acids)
Biological process (GO): negative regulation of transcription by RNA polymerase II
Cellular component (GO): PRC1 complex
Molecular function (GO): promoter-specific chromatin binding
Source: RefSeq, a predicted model, not a curated record